AUGGAUGGGCAUAACGAUUUCACUGGCCAAGCUACGAAUGCGAGGCUUAAAGUCAGGCAACAUGGGAACGACGAACAAAGCGAGCCCCCCGAUUAUAACCAAGCACGAGAAUCAACGAGCCCAAUAUCCACACUCACGGAUCCCCCAUCCGAUUUGUCCAGAUGGAGUGUCUUCCCCGAAAGAAAUCUGCCAGCCAAUCAAGUCAGCCUUCCCAGUACUAGUUUACAUGGCACAGAAAACUCAAGCGUCUCACUCCCACCCCUCCUGUACAAAUGUCUCGACACCAACGAUAUUUUAAACCCCAACGAUACUGUGCACGUUAACGUUUUCAAAUCCGCCACCGUCCCGUCUGGCACACCAGCUACUACCCAGCAGACAUUUUGCACAGUGCAGCCACUGAUUGAAGAAGUCGAAGUCUAUCCACACAACACAAACGCUUCAUUUACUCUUGCAUGGGCUGAUAUCGCGAAGACUGCACCUUCCGGGGGGAGGCCAAGUCUGCAUAUCAGCCUCAAACCCUUGAGCCGCCUGGCGCGGAGACUGGGUGGGGAUGGCCGCGUUGAAUGGGGUGAUGACGGGUUCAGCCCACUGUCUAGCGGGGUAAAGGAGUAUCUUGUCACUAGCUCGAGCGUUGAGAUUGAUCAUGAGAGAAGUGGUGGGACGGUGCCUUCUUCGGUGGAGAAGCGUCAGGACCCCGACUUCAGUCUAUGA
Molecule: messenger RNA, 711 nt
Organism: Pseudogymnoascus destructans
Lineage: Eukaryota; Fungi; Ascomycota; Leotiomycetes; Thelebolales; Thelebolaceae
Exons: 1
Coding region: 1-711 (236 amino acids)
Source: RefSeq, a predicted model, not a curated record